UUUAAGCGCGUUUUGGGCCCGAGUAGCUAUAGUAAAUAUUUACCUUAAAGUGCAAUUGUAAAUUGCUUUAAAUGUCACAGAAAUUAUGAUUUCACUAAUGAUUAAUGUAUUUAUUAUAAAAGUUGGUAUUUUUGUGUUUAAUGACGUAUUAUGACUUACAUAUGAAUGAGUGUGUGUGUGCUUAUGACAUUGGCAUUAUCAAAAGUCGCGCAUAUGAAAAACACUAGAUAAUUGAUAUCAUGCUCUUAGUUGUUUAUUAGACGUGAACCCGUUCGCUACUGUAGCUAACUAAUAUUAAAAAUGGCAUUAAAAUUCGCAGCAAAUUUAAAUUUCCUUUUCACGGAAACAGCAACAACAAUUGCUGAACGCAUUCGUCUGGCCCAUAAGCAAGGAUUCCCUGCUGUUGAGAUUCCCUAUCCCGAGGGCGAGACGCAAAACGUUAUUGAUGCCAUCCAAGCAACAGGGAUUACUGUUAGCCUGGUCAAUUUGUCAUUCGAUAAGACAAAUGACAAGCUUCGCUUUGGCUCCACUAGCAUUCCGGGAUCCGAGGAACUAUUCAAGAAACAAUUGAAUGAAACCAUUGAAUUUGCCAAGCAGGCCCAAUGCAAGAAGAUUCACAUAACAGCUGGCAUUAUUUCGGAUCGUUCGGAGAGUGAUCAUGCCCAGACAUAUUUGGCCAAUUUGAAAGUGGCUGCUGCAAGCCUCAAGGCAAAUAAUCUCCAGGGUGUCAUCGAGCCAAUCAAUAAAUAUGCCAUUCCAACAUAUUUCAUGAAUUCGUAUCCAAAGGCAUUGCAAGUGCUGAAUGAACUGGGCUAUGAUAAUGUCAAAAUACUGGCCGAUCUCUACCAUCUGCAGCACAUACAUGGAAAUGUUGCUUACACAUUGAAGGAGUAUAAGAAUUCGAUUGGACACUUUCAAAUUGCCCAAGUGCCGCAUCGUCAUGAACCAGAUGUAGCAGGCGAACUGGAUUAUGGCUAUGUAUUCAAACAGGUUGAAGAAUUUGGCUAUGACGGUUGGAUUGGCUGUGAAUAUAAGCCAAAGACAACCACAUCAGAGGGUCUUGGCUGGGUCUCCAAAUUCGGUUACCAGUUGUAAUAGGCCCACAAAUACAUAUCUUAAAAUGUCUCUCAUAAUUUUUGAAAUAAAUUCGUAUUUUUGUUUAAA
This is a messenger RNA of Drosophila willistoni, 1164 nucleotides long. It is a transcript of the gene Gip, whose product is annotated as putative hydroxypyruvate isomerase. Gene Ontology annotation, biological process: glyoxylate metabolic process. Gene Ontology annotation, molecular function: hydroxypyruvate isomerase activity. Bases 301 to 1095 code for a protein of 264 amino acids. The transcript has a single exon. The record is from RefSeq and is a predicted model, not a curated record. Lineage: Eukaryota; Metazoa; Arthropoda; Insecta; Diptera; Drosophilidae.